GCUCGCCCGGGCCGCCCGGAGCCCCGAUGAGCCCAGAUGGCCGGGGCUCAGCCCGGAGUGCACGCUUUGCAACUCAAGCCCGUGUGCGUGUCGGACAGCCUCAAGAAGGGCACCAAAUUCGUCAAGUGGGAUGAUGACUCUGCUAUUGUCACUCCAAUCAUUUUGAGGACUGAUCCUCAGGGAUUUUUCUUUUACUGGACAGAUCAAAACAAGGAGACGGAGCUGUUAGAUCUCAGUCUUGUCAAGGAUGCCAGAUAUGGGAGACAUGCCAAAGCUCCCAAGGACCCCAAAUUACGUGAGCUGUUGGAUGUGGGGAACAUCGGGCGCCUGGAGCAUCGCAUGAUAACGGUGGUGUAUGGGCCUGAUUUGGUUAACAUCUCCCAUUUGAAUCUCGUGGCUUUCCAAGAAGAAGUGCCCAAGGAAUGGACAAAUGAAGUUUUCAGUUUGGCAUCAAAUCUGUUGGCCCAAAACAUGUCCAGGGAUGCAUUUCUGGAAAAAGCCUAUACUAAACUUAAGCUGCAAGUCACUCCGGAAGGGCGCAUUCCUCUCAAAAACAUAUACCGCUUGUUUUCAGCAGACCGGAAGCGAGUCGAAACUGCUUUAGAGGCCUGUAGUCUUCCAUCUUCAAGGAAUGAUUCAAUACCUCAAGAAGAUUUCACUCCAGAGGUGUACAGAGUUUUCCUGAACAACCUUUGCCCUCGACCUGAGAUCGAUAACAUCUUUUCUGAGUUUGGUGCCAAAAGCAAACCGUACCUUACUGUUGAUCAAAUGAUGGAUUUUAUCAACCUCAAGCAGCGAGACCCCCGGCUAAAUGAAAUCCUUUACCCUCCAUUAAAGCAGGAGCAAGUCCACGUAUUGAUUGAGAAGUAUGAACCCAACAGCAGCCUUGCCAAAAAAGGACAGAUAUCAGUGGAUGGAUUUAUGCGCUAUCUGAGUGGAGAAGAAAAUGGAGUUGUUUCACCUGAGAAACUGGAUUUGAAUGAAGAUAUGUCUCAGCCCCUUUCUCACUAUUUCAUUAAUUCCUCACACAACACCUACCUCACAGCUGGCCAGCUAGCUGGAAACUCCUCUGUCGAGAUGUAUCGCCAAGUGCUCCUGUCUGGUUGUCGCUGUGUGGAGCUGGACUGCUGGAAGGGACGGACUGCAGAAGAAGAACCAGUCAUCACCCAUGGGUUCACCAUGACGACUGAAAUAUCCUUCAAGGAAGUGAUAGAAGCAAUUGCUGAGUGUGCAUUUAAGACUUCACCUUUUCCAAUUCUGCUUUCAUUUGAGAACCACGUGGAUUCCCCAAAGCAGCAAGCCAAGAUGGCCGAAUACUGCCGGCUGAUCUUUGGGGACGCCCUUCUCAUGGAACCACUGGAAAAAUACCCACUGGAAUCUGGAGUUCCUCUUCCAAGCCCUAUGGAUUUAAUGUACAAAAUUUUGGUGAAAAAUAAGAAGAAAUCACACAAGUCAUCAGAAGGAAGUGGCAAAAAGAAGCUCUCUGAACAAGCCUCCAAUACGUACAGCGACUCCUCCAGCGUGUUCGAGCCCUCGUCGCCAGGCGCCGGGGAAGCUGACACGGAGAGUGAAGAUGACGACGAUGAUGAUGACUGUAAGAAAUCUUCAAUGGAUGAGGGGACCGCUGGGAGUGAGGCCAUGGCCACGGAAGAGAUGUCUAAUCUGGUGAACUAUAUUCAGCCAGUCAAGUUUGAGUCAUUUGAAAUUUCAAAAAAAAGAAACAAAAGUUUUGAAAUGUCUUCCUUUGUGGAAACCAAAGGACUUGAGCAACUGACGAAGUCUCCGGUGGAAUUUGUAGAAUAUAACAAAAUGCAGCUUAGCAGGAUAUAUCCAAAAGGAACACGUGUGGAUUCAUCCAACUAUAUGCCUCAGCUCUUCUGGAAUGCAGGUUGUCAGAUGGUGGCACUGAAUUUCCAAACAGUGGACCUGGCUAUGCAGAUUAACAUGGGAAUGUAUGAAUACAAUGGGAAGAGUGGCUACCGAUUAAAGCCAGAGUUCAUGAGAAGACCUGACAAGCAUUUUGAUCCAUUCACUGAAGGCAUCGUAGAUGGGAUAGUGGCCAACACUUUAUCUGUCAAGAUUAUUUCUGGUCAGUUUCUUUCUGACAAGAAAGUUGGGACUUACGUGGAAGUGGAUAUGUUCGGUUUGCCCGUGGACACAAGGAGGAAGGCCUUUAAAACUAAAACAUCCCAAGGAAAUGCUGUCAAUCCCGUCUGGGAAGAGGAGCCCAUUGUGUUCAAAAAGGUGGUUCUUCCUUCUCUGGCCUGUUUGAGGAUAGCCGUUUAUGAAGAAGGAGGUAAAUUCAUUGGUCAUCGGAUCUUGCCCGUACAAGCAGUUCGGCCAGGCUAUCACUACAUCUGUCUGAGGAAUGAGAGGAACCAGCCUCUGAUGCUGCCAGCUGUCUUUGUCUACAUAGAGGUGAAAGACUAUGUCCCAGAUACAUAUGCAGAUGUGAUUGAAGCUUUGUCAAACCCAAUCCGAUAUGUGAAUCUGAUGGAGCAGAGAGCUAAGCAGCUGGCUGCGCUCACUCUGGAAGAUGAAGAAGAAAUAAAGAAAGAGGCUGAUCCUGGGGAAACACCAUCAGAGGCUCCGAGUGAAGCAGGGACAACUCCAGCAGAAAACGGAGUGAAUCACACUACAUCCUUGGCACCCAAACCACCCUCCCAGGCUCUCCACAGCCAACCCACUCCAGGUUCUGUAAAGGCACCUGCCAAAACAGAAGAUCUUAUUCAGAGUGUUUUAACAGAUGUGGAAGCCCAGACUAUUGAAGAGCUAAAGCAGCAGAAAUCAUUUGUGAAACUUCAGAAGAAGCACUACAAAGAAAUGAAAGACUUGGUUAAGAGACAUCACAAGAAAACCACUGACCUUAUCAAAGAACACACUACAAAAUACAAUGAAAUUCAGAACGACUAUUUGAGAAGGAGGGCGGCUUUGGAAAAAACAGCCAAAAAAGAUAGUAAGAAAAAAUCGGAACCCAGCAGCCCUGACCACGGUUCCUCAGCGAUUGAGCAAGAUCUUGCUGCCCUGGAUGCCGAAAUGACCCAGAAAUUAAUAGACUUGAAGGACAAACAGCAGCAACAGCUGCUUAAUCUUCGACAAGAACAGUAUUACAGUGAAAAAUACCAGAAGCGAGAACAUAUUAAACUGCUUAUUCAAAAAUUGACGGAUGUUGCUGAAGAAUGUCAGAACAAUCAGUUAAAGAAGCUCAAAGAGAUCUGUGAGAAAGAGAAGAAGGAACUAAAGAAGAAGAUGGAUAAAAAGAGGCAGGAGAAAAUAACAGAAGCUAAAUCCAAAGACAAAAGCCAGAUGGAAGAGGAAAAGACAGAGAUGAUCCGGUCCUACAUCCAGGAGGUGGUGCAGUACAUCAAGAGGUUAGAAGAAGCCCAAAGUAAAAGGCAAGAAAAACUCGUAGAGAAACACAAAGAGAUACGUCAGCAGAUUCUGGACGAAAAGCCCAAGCUGCAGAUGGAGCUAGAGCAAGAGUACCAAGACAAAUUCAAAAGACUACCCCUGGAGAUUUUGGAAUUCGUGCAGGAAGCCAUGAAAGGGAAGAUCAGUGAAGACAGCAAUCACAGUUCUGCACCCCCACCCCUCACCUCAGACCCUGGAAAACUGAACCACAAGCCUCCAACCAGGGAAGAGCCGGAAGGAGACAACCCAGGAAAAGAGUUUGAUACUCCUCUGUGACUGAUUGUUCCUGCCAGGCCGUCAGAACACGCAUGGCCACUCAAACUCCAUUGGACUCUCUCUUACUACAAGAUCACUGCCCAGGAGCAUCUUCCUGAGAAGCACCCCUUAGCUUAAAAUCCACACCAAAGGGAGAGUUCCAGAAGGAUCCAUGUAGACAUCCCCAUGCCCAGCCUCCAUGUGUUAUAUGGAUACCACUGCAGGUCUACUAGUGGAGAGUGCAUGUAUGUGGGAUUUUUGUUUUCUUUCCAAUAGUAAAUUCAAAGCAAGCAACUUCCAGGCUCCAUGGCAUUUAAUGACAGACAGUGUCUUUGAAGAAAAUCAAAGCUCUGUUGUAAAUUAUUUCAAAGUAAUAGAAAUAGUUUGAGAAAUGCAUAGCACUAUUGAACACUAUUGGACAACCCACUUUGAACAUUAUUUUUUCCUAACUGCCCCUCAGUGACCAUAUUUUCAAGUUAACGUGAAUAUUAAAUUGUUUCAUCCUUUGCUUUGCAGGCACUGGCGGCUUGCAGUUUGCUAAUUUAUUUAUCAUAGAGGCAUCAGUGUAUUGGUUGCUGACAUGGCCUUAUUAGAGACCAUAGUGAGUCAAAUAAGCUGCUUUUCUUUCUUGAAAAAAAAUCACUUGAUUGUAUCCUUGCCCAGUGAAGCUAUCCCAAGACUUGGCAAUAUGGCUCAUACAUAUGGCUGCAUAAGCAAUUGGCCUCAUACUUCCAGGCAGUGUGCUGUCUGAGUUGAUACCUGCACUCGAAGUCUGGGUAUUCAUUGGUUGUUGGCCUGAAAUGAUUAAACAACUACGAAGAGUCUGUCUAGUUGAAUAAUAAUAGGUAUGAGCUAAUGUAUGUUGAGCAGAGAUUCAAUGACAGCGAUUGGGUUUUAGUGGUUAUUUUGCUUCCUGACAUUUUUUUACGGCUCAUUUGUUUUUAAUAUAGACAUAAAGAUUGAAUAUUUAUCUAAAGAAUACAUAAACCCACACAUAAAUGAUCUAUAUUAUCUACGUGUGUAUAUGUGCACACUCAACUAUGCAAGUGCACACACACACACAUACACAUUCAUAUGAGUGUAGAUGUGUGCUUUUUAAUUGGCAAAGGCUCAAAUCUCUUCCAUAAGACUUAAAAACAAAUUCAGGGAUAAACAUAUAGAGGAGAAAGUGGUCACACAUCUAGAAUAUAUGGCUAUAAAAUUACAUUGAAAAUUAAGAAACAAUUGAUGGAGCCAUUGAUGCAAGUUGAGGUAGAUUUAGAACUUAGAAUAUGAAUUUGAUAUAUAUUUUGCAGGAUCAAAACUGGAUUUUAAGUAUCAGAUUUUAAGCUUGUAUUAAUAGUCAGAAUAUACAAAAAAGUAUAGGACAGCAAUAUGGACAUAUAUCUUCCAUAUUUUUUAAGUUUGAUUCAAUUUUAUUCUAACAUUGAAAAAAUCUUUCAUUAUAUAUUUACUAUGUACAUUUACUUCACUUAACUGUGUCUUUUUGUUAAGUUCCAAUAUUAGGUGACGUAAGAGAGAUUAUAUCAUGGUAAAACUGUUCAAAAAUACGAUUGGAAGGUCUUAAAUAAGAUAAUUAUUAUAUAGAGGAAAAUAUAAUUUAGAGAGCAACACAAAGAAAAUUGACGUAAGAUGUUCACAGCUUUAUUUUACUUUAAAGUAAAACUGAUUGUAGGUUAGUAAAACAUUUUAAAACAAAAAAAAAUUGUGUUCUGAAAUUUGUGUUUCAAGAAUUUAAUAUUUUUAUGGAAAUUAUUUUAUUUAACUUUAAGCAAUAACUAGGGAUCACAAUUAAGUUUUAAUCCAAAUAGAAGCUUAGUACAAAUGUUAGGAAAAAGCAUUUGAUUAAAAAAAACUACAUCUAGUGAGACAAAAGGGGAAAAAUCCCAUCCUCUUUGGAGAUGAUGAUUGUAUUUUGAUCUGAAGGAUUUGGAAUGUUAAUCAGAUGUUUAAUAAAACUUAACUUCCACUGAAAGAGAAAUCUUUUGUAAAUCAUUCUACUUUUGCACUUUGAAAGGGAGUCAUUAAUCAUAGGGAAACGAGAAUGGUCAAAAUUGAAUGUUGCAUUUUUAUAAACAGAAUUACAGACUGUCUAAAAUUGUAGAAGAAUGAACUAAUAGUAGCAUUCAUAACCAAACACAAUGAUGAUUCUUAGAGAACAUUGUAUCCCAUUUUAGUCCAGAGAUAGACUAAGGUUGAGAAACCUUGAUUUACACAAAACUGUUUUGGUAGUUGGAUUUCAUUAUCUUAGUGACUCUGGUCAUUUUACAAUAUGUUUGUAUUUGGCCAUUUACUGUAAUCACAUUUUUAUAUCUGUACAGUGACACUUUUUGCAGUUGUGGGGUAGUGUGUAACACUGUCCAUCUUGCAUCAUUGAAACUACUACAGUGAUACUAUCAUUUAAUAAUAUUAAUGUUACUUGAAAUAGACUAAGAUAAAGAAAAAGGGUCUAUAUGGUGUGCAGUUUUGUGCCUUUAUGUAUUUGCCUUGUUCUUUGUUGAAUGUGUGAAAUUCUGUGCUGUGGUUUUUCCUAUAACAGAGAGUAGAGCUGUGUAUUAAAUUAGACUGUGCCCCUCUGAUACCUUCACACUACUGAGAAUAACAUGGUUUUGGCCAUGUAAACCAAUUUUUGAAGUUCUAAAGACAUGCUGUAUGUUUUUGGUUUUUAACAUUUCAUUUUAACAUUUCAAUAUCGCCAUACAUUGAUUGAUACUCCUGUAAUAGAUAAGCAGUCAUUAAAUAACUCUGAAAGGACCAUUGCUUGUAUUACUUUGAAUUUAAUGUUGCGCUUGUGCACUGUAUAAAUAUUGUUUCUGAUGGAUUGGACAAUGUGACUUGCUUUUUCAGAAGAAAAAACAGAGGUAGGACAAGUAUUUGAAGCUCUUAAAAUGUACAUAUUUUGGUUCUUCUAUCUCAAAUUAUUUAAAAUGCAUACUUCACAUUUUUGUAAUAAUUCUAUGCAAUUUUGUGGCAUGAUGUUUCUUCCACUUGUAAUUUUAUGUGCUUUCAUCACAAAUCCAAAGGAAAUAAUAAAAAUUUCUUA
This is a messenger RNA of Manis javanica (Malayan pangolin), 6709 nucleotides long. RefSeq names its product phospholipase C beta 1 (gene PLCB1). Gene Ontology annotation, molecular function: calcium ion binding; calmodulin binding; phosphatidylinositol-4,5-bisphosphate phospholipase C activity. Lineage: Eukaryota; Metazoa; Chordata; Mammalia; Pholidota; Manidae. Gene Ontology annotation, cellular component: nuclear speck; cytoplasm. Gene Ontology annotation, biological process: lipid catabolic process; memory; release of sequestered calcium ion into cytosol. The record is from RefSeq and is a predicted model, not a curated record.